Molecule: messenger RNA, 4588 nt
Organism: Patiria miniata (bat star)
Lineage: Eukaryota; Metazoa; Echinodermata; Asteroidea; Valvatida; Asterinidae
Exons: 6
Coding region: 189-2783 (864 amino acids)
Source: RefSeq, a predicted model, not a curated record
UGAUAAACACGAAUGCACGAACAAUCAUACAUUUCGCAUGCGCAGUAACCCCCCAGCUGUUAUUUUCAUGCGCCAUCUUUUCUAGCGAAUGCGGUGAAAAAUUCUCGAUCUUCUGAUGUUUAAAUGUCCAGAAUCCGAUUUUCCCGUAGGGAAAUACAUCGAUCUUUCUUUGAAUGACAUAUUGAGAGAUGUCGGGUCCAGAGUUGCAAGACUUGUGUAGAUUAUGUGGGGUUUUGAGGCGGUCGGAAUCACAUCGAAAUCCUACACGGAAGGAGGAUGUUUCGAAAAUUAUUCGAGCUGGCCUGAACAUCAACGUAGAAGAAGAUGUCACUGGGAAUCAUCCACCCUACAUUUGCAGACCGUGCAAGAUGAAGUUGCGGAGAUGGUGGGAUGCAACAAAGAAAAAGAAGAAGGCCUCCCUCAACAUCCAAGUUUCUAAUUUUCCAAGGGGUGAAGGGAUCUCUUCAAAAUCGACCACGGCCACGUUGGCGAAAGUUGAAUGGGAGGAAGCAGCUCGAAGUGCAGGCCUCAACACAUGGUUGACAGAUAGCCGUCUUCAAGUCAUGAAGAUGGAUGGUGAGGGUAUGCCCUCUGUGUUUUUUACAGUAUUUGAUGACUGUACGUGGCGUUUGAUUGUAGCCGGUAUUGUUGCACAAGGGGACCUUCCCGUCUGUUGUGGACACCCAAGGGUUCUGAGUGUGGAAGAUUUCCAGGAUAUGCUGCGGAAGUUGUCUUCACUAUUUGUUUGUGAGGGAAACAAAGAUCUUCAUGGCGUUGUGGAGGCAAGGAAGGGGGCAGAAGGUCAGAUGCCAAUCAGGAUUACAGCCAAUGACAUCUACUGUCAGGGGACAAUUAGACACAUCAAAUGUCUCCUUCUUAGUAAUAGGCCCCGGUGUGAUGUGUGCCGGAUUCAUCGGAGUGACUUGAUGGUCCUUGCAAGUCGGGAGAAAGGAAAGUUGUUCAAGGAUGUGUCCGUCGAUUCCACAAUUCCAAACAAGAACUUGACAAAUCAACAGCUUCAACAGAAAGUGUCCCUUCUGCAGACCGAAAGGAGAAACCUGAAACGACGAAGUCUAGCCUUGAAGGACAAAGUAGCCUCCAUGCUGGAAAAGGAGAAUGUGGCGGUUGAUGGAAUUCAGCAUAAGCAGUUAUCAGCGACAGUAGGUGAUUGUGAUGACGAGAUGAAGAAAAUCCUUGGGUUGAGCUCCCCAGCAAGGCUGUUAUGGGAACAGCAAAAGGAGUCGGCUCUGAAGGGCAAACAGAUGCGAUGGCAUCCUGCCAUUAUCAGAUGGUGCAUUGCCCUUCAGAGCAAGUCUUCAGCAGGGUAUGGUCUUCUUUGUGAUUCAGGCUUUCUUAAGCUACCCCACCCGAGCACGCUGCAUUCAUACAGCCAUUUUGCCAGCCUCACUACAGGGUUUAAUGCCUCUAUGCUUGCCAGGAUUUAUCAGGACUGGCAUCUGGAGACGGUUCCUGAGUUCGAACGCAAUGUGUCUCUUCUAUUUGAUGAAAUGAAGGUGAAAGCAGGCUUGGCCUUCUCUGUGAGGUCUGGGAAAAUCAUGGGUUUCACUGAUUUGGGGAGUGUGGCCAACGAGAUUGCUGCUUUUGAAAGGAGGUGCAGAGGAGACGAGGAGCCAACCAUAGCAACUCAUGUCAUGGUUCUGAUGGUGAGGGGCAUUUUCAGUUCUUUACGUGCUCCAGUGGCGUAUUUCCCAACUACCGGCAUCACAGGCGACCAGUUGUACCCGUGCAUGUGGGAAGCUGUUUUGUGGUUAGAAACAGCUGGGCUGAAGGUUCGGGGUUUGGUGUCCGAUGGAGCCUCUCCAAAUAGGAAAUUCUAUCGGUUACACGGAGAGAGUUCUGAGACGAGUGUGCCAACGUAUUGCACUCCGAAUCCCUUUGACCCCACCCGGAAAAUCUUUUUCCUGUGCGAUGUUCCCCAUCUGCUGAAAACAACAAGGAACAACUUUGAGAAUUCGGGAUACAAUCGGCAGACAAGGACACUCUGCUACCAUAAGCAAGACAUCAAGUGGACGCAACUCCUUCAGUUGUAUGAGUGGGAUGUCGGCUUGGAUCGCCAUUCACCGGGUCUCCGUCGCCUGCACAAGAUAACCUAUGAACAUCUGCACCUAACUCCGUCCCUCAGAAUGCGGGUGUACAUGGCUGCACAGGUUAUGAGCUCCACGGUUGCCAACACUCUUGAUGCACAGACGAAGGCAGGCAAGGUUGGUCUGGAGUCCACCAUCAAAUUCAUCAGAUACAUUGAUGACUUCUUUGACUGCCUAAAUGUCUCCAAUGCCUACGAUUACGCUCGCCUCAGGAAGCCCAACUUGGAACCUUACAUCAGUGCUGAGGAUAAAAGAUUUGACUGGCUGAUGCACGACUUCCUUGGUUUCCUUGAUGAAUGGGAGGCUGAAGUCGAGUCACACCCAGCCCUGGAUAAGACAGCCAAGGCGAAGAUGAUCCUCAGCAAGGAAACUCUCAAGGGGAUGAGAAUAACAGUGCAUUCAUUUGUCGAGCUAGGGAGGCUGCUGCUCAAGCUUCCUGGUGUGACUUUUCUUCUAAGCGAGAAAUUUAAUCAGGAUCCUUUGGAGCAGUAUUUUAGCAAGCAGCGUGGCACAGGUGGCUGCAGCGAUAACCCGACCGUCGAGCAGUUUGGUCAUAACAUGCAGGCCCUGUAUGUUGCAUCCAGCUGCGUCAAAGCAUCGAAGAGAGGCAACUGCAAAGUACAGGGUGCAGAUGAAGUGGCUGCUCUUGAUAGCACACCUCUUCCUCGGAGAAAGUAAAGAAAGAAUGUAGUAUCCAGAUGCCACUUCAGCGGUUGUGUACAAAGUGUAUGGAGAGUUACGAAAAAAAUCGUGUAUUUCCUUACAAUAUUGGAAAGUUUUCUCGGCCCCAGAUUCAUGGCUUUUCAACAUUUUCUUAAUGACUAACCAUUAUUGAGAUGAUGUAUUAAGAAAAAAGUGGCGCCAGGUUGCAACAUUCUUUCCCAAAAUAAUGUUUUAUAUCAUGCAUGAUAUAAAGACCAAAUUUUUCUCACAUUUGGUAAAAAAAAUACAGUGCAAGGACUGCAGGAUUUAACAUCUGAUAUCGUCAAACUGAAACAUCAACGGUUUGAUGCUCAUUUCAAUUCUUUCGACUUUAACGUAUGCUUCCAAUCAGCCUAAAAUGUUCAGCUUUCUUGUGUAGUGUAUGCCAAUUAUGAUGAACCAAAAAAAUUGCCAUUCCUUAUUGAGUUUUUUUAGGAGUCAUAUCAUAAGUGGUUGCAGUAAACCUGUAAAAUAACUGACACGCAGAAUUUAAAUAAUUAAGAGGAUCCUUCAGUUCAUAUUCCUUUUCUUUUAAUGUGUCACUUUCUGUCACAGUUUGUACAGCAUGGAUUUAAUUUUCAUAAAUUGUUUCAUUGGCAUGGUUACUCUGCAAAACUAUACAUUUGUAAAUAUCGGUAAGAGUAACAUGGGAGUGUCAUCUGAGACUUGAGGGAUUGUACCAAGUCUGUCAUAUAAAUGAAUUCAAAGUAUUGUAAUACAUCAUACAUGUAGCUAUACAGUUUUCAUUCCCAUGUGUUAUCGCAGGGAUAAAGUGAUUAGAAUCUUGACAUUUCUUCUUGUACUACUGAUAGAAAGCGAACAUUCCAAAGGUUGAUUUAACAAAAUAGAGACAUUUACAAAUUAAAUGAUACCUUGCUGUUAGUGUUUGUUUAAUUCAGUGAGUUUGAAUGUUCAUGCACUAGUAUUGCGUGUAUCUCUGUUUGGGAAAAAGCAAUUACACGAUGGCCGCUGCAAUGAAAAGGAUCGAAAAUGUACAGAAGCACCAUUCAAAAUACAUUGUACAGAUGUAAUAAUAAUAAUAAUAAUGUGGGUAUUAAGUACAGGGAAUAUUAAAGGAGGAAAAAAUAUGUCACAUUGCAUCUACAAAGGCAUGUUUGCGAUCAAACCUUUAUUAGUAUACAUGUACAUGUAUUAAUGAUACAAUUACAUUAACAAUGAAUAUGUACAGCACUUGUACUUCGAUGCUGUCAGCUGUCAGCAUUGAAAUGUUAUUGCAUAUCUGUAAAACUUUCGAGUAUCGCUACUUGUACAUCAAAUUCCCUUUAAUACUAAAUGAUAACAAAAAGCUACUUAGAAUAUAGUAAUGCAUAUUGUGAACUGGUGUAUCAGCUUGUUGGGUGGCAUGCUUACAAUUACAAUUUUGAGAUAUGGAAUCCAGACACUUGAUUUACUUGCAAAGUACGAUGUACAUGUAUCAGAAUUUACAGAUCCUUACGCAGAGCUUUUUCUGCUUUUUUCCCAACAUUUCCAUGUGUUGCUUUCUUCAAGUUUAAAUACACAUUGAUGAAAGCUUUUGCUCUGAUUUUUAUCCACUUCUUCACAGUCAUGUUCAGUAAGUUUGUUGAAGUGUCCCCUGUUAUCUUUCCUUGUGUUAGACUACACCAGUAGGUUUGUACUCGAUGACUACCUUUAAUAUUGUUCAAAAGCGUGCUCUGAAUAUCACAUCCUUGAAAUGUUUUUAGAUUAUUCUUGGUCAAAUACUUGCAUGUCUCCUGCUCCAUGGCUCGGAACAAUAAAUAUACCCCAUCAGAGACACGAAA